AUGGCGCAGGUUGGCAUGUCUCCGUGCAGGCCAGCACUCUCUGGGCCGAGCGUCGUGUCUACAGCUCCACAGUGGGGCAGGAUUCGGAUCAAGCCUGCGUGCGGGGUGUAUUGCGUCGUGGGCACAGUGGGCGCCCUGCGCGUGGCCAGCCUGGCUUGCCAGAGGGCCACAAGAGACAGACGUGGGAGAAAUUGGAGCAAGCGAAGCGGCAUUCAGAUCUGCAACGCUCGGAGCGAAGGCCACGAUGAACAGCAAGGAGACCCCGAAGUAAUGUUGGUAAUUGGCCAAGGUCACUGUCCGUGGGGAGAGGCAGGCACUGAGAUGAUGUCCCAGGGAUUGGGCUUCCAGACGCCUGCCACAUGGAGAGAGGCCGCCCAGCAUCUGUGCAAGAAGCUGCGGCAGGCCGUUCCAGCACUCGGUGUCCAUGUCGUCGAUGUUGCCGACGCAGCCGAUCAAGCACCGCAGGCGACGCUCUGCGCCUGCGUCAACGUGCCCAGGAAGAUCUGCGAUCGCCUUGCGCAGUCUUGCCGAAAUCUUCUGAUUCUGUCACCGUCCGAUGGCAACAGCUCGGCAGCACAUCUAGUUUCACGGCAACAGACUCGGCGCAGCGAAGCCGAAGUGCUACAGCAGUGUGAAGAACUUUGGUCAAGGCAAACAUCUGAGGCACUGGGUUGGAAUUUGUCAUGA
Symbiodinium sp. CCMP2456 is the source of this 687-nucleotide messenger RNA. The record is from the annotation of a GenBank genome assembly. NCBI's taxonomy places the organism in Eukaryota, Dinophyceae, Suessiales, Symbiodiniaceae.